GUGCGUGUGUGUGUGUAUGUGUGUGUGUGUGUGCCUGCGCUACAGGCGCGGGGAGUGUCAUAACUCUGACCUCUGGCGGGAGCGGCGGUAUCCGGGCGGUCGCGUCACUCACAGAGCAGGCGGCGGGGAGAGUGGGACUGCUAAAGGCAGGGCAGCUGAGGCGCAGGGCAUGGAACCGGCAAACCCGGUCUGAGAACGCUACCGCUAGCGGGCUCCAAGCACACCGCAGCCACAGACGCGGCUCCCAUUCCGGAGCCAUCCAAACUUUUUCUUUCUCUUUUGCCCCCUCUACAAAGGCGAUUUACGAGGUGGGCGGAUAGGUCGGCAGCCGAGCCUGAGGCAAGCUGGACGCAGCAUGAUGCGCAGGGUAUGGGAGGCGCUGGCAGCUCUGGCGGCCGUGGCGUGCCUGGUGGAAGCGGUGCGCGGGGGGCCGGGGCUCAGCAUGUUCGCGGGCCAGGCGGCACAGCCUGACCCCUGCUCUGACGAAAAUGGGCAUCCCCGCCGCUGCAUCCCAGAUUUCGUUAACUCGGCUUUCGGCAAGGAUGUGAAAGUGUCCAGCACCUGCGGACGACCCCCGGCCCGCUACUGCGUGGUGGUGGAGCGCGGAGAGGAGCGGCUGCGCUCUUGCCACCUUUGCAACGCUUCUGAUCCCAAAAAAGCGCACCCGCCCACUUUCCUCACUGACCUCAACAACCCGCACAACCUGACCUGUUGGCAGUCUGAGAACUACCUGCAGUUCCCGCAUAACGUGACACUCACUCUCUCGCUGGGCAAGAAGUUUGAGGUUACCUACGUGAGCCUCCAGUUCUGCUCACCAAGGCCCGAGUCCAUGGCAAUCUACAAGUCCAUGGACUACGGGCGCACUUGGGUUCCUUUCCAGUUCUACUCUACUCAGUGCCGCAAGAUGUAUAACCGCCCCCAUCGGGCUCCCAUCACCAAGCAGAACGAGCAAGAGGCUGUAUGCACCGACUCACACACAGACAUGCGCCCGCUGUCCGGUGGUCUGAUUGCCUUCAGCACGCUGGAUGGGCGACCCUCUGCGCACGAUUUCGAUAACUCUCCAGUCUUGCAGGACUGGGUCACGGCCACAGACAUCCGCGUGGCCUUCAAUCGGCUGCAUACCUUUGGCGACGAGAACGAAGAUGACUCAGAGUUGGCGCGGGACUCUUAUUUCUACGCCGUUUCUGACCUGCAGGUGGGCGGCCGCUGCAAGUGCAACGGCCACGCGGCCCGCUGUGUGCGCGACCGCGACGACAGCUUAGUGUGCGACUGCAAGCACAACACGGCGGGACCAGAGUGCGACCGCUGCAAGCCAUUUCAUUACGACCGACCCUGGCAGCGGGCCACGGCCCGGGAAGCCAACGAGUGCGUGGCCUGUAACUGCAACCUGCACGCCCGCCGCUGCCGCUUCAACAUGGAGCUCUAUAAGCUAUCUGGGCGCAAGAGCGGGGGUGUCUGCCUCAACUGUCGGCACAACACUGCUGGGCGCCACUGUCACUACUGCAAGGAAGGCUACUACCGAGAUAUGAACAAACCAAUCACUCACAGAAAGGCCUGCAAGGCAUGCGAUUGCCACCCUGUGGGUGCAGCUGGCAAGACCUGUAAUCAAACCACAGGUCAAUGUCCUUGCAAAGAUGGCGUGACUGGCAUCACGUGCAAUAGAUGUGCCAAAGGUUACCAGCAAAGCCGAUCUCCCAUUGCCCCCUGCAUAAAGAUUCCCGUGGCUCCACCCACCACUGCAGCCAGCAGCAUAGAGGAGCCAGAAGACUGUGAUUCCUACUGCAAGGCCUCCAAAGGGAAGCUGAAGAUUAACAUGAAAAAGUAUUGCAAGAAGGACUAUGCUGUCCAGAUUCACAUUUUGAAGGCUGAUAAAGCUGGGGACUGGUGGAAAUUCACAGUCAACAUCAUCUCCGUAUACAAACAGGGCACCAGCCGGAUCCGGAGGGGGGACCAAAGCUUGUGGAUCCGCUCAAGGGACGUGGCUUGUAAGUGCCCUAAAAUCAAAGCCUUGAAGAAAUACCUGCUGCUUGGAAAUGACGAGGAUUCUCCUGACCAGAAUGGCAUCGUGGCUGAUAAAACCAGCCUGGUGAUCCAGUGGAGGGACACGUGGGCACGGCGGCUCCGGAAGUUCCAACAGCGGGAGAAAAAGGGGAAGUGUAAGAAGGCCUAGUGAGGAGCAGCCUGAGCUCCAGUGCCAAGAGGGCGAGAAAGAGAGAAUGCGUGCAAGAGAAUGAUUGAGCGAUGGAGUGUGCGGCUGCUUUGUGUAGACCCUGGAGCAGACAGAAUUGGAAUGGGGAUGGUGGUGGAUUUCACUUUGU
This is a messenger RNA of Vombatus ursinus (common wombat), 2318 nucleotides long. RefSeq names its product netrin 1 (gene NTN1). The record is from RefSeq and is a predicted model, not a curated record. Gene Ontology annotation, molecular function: protein binding. NCBI's taxonomy places the organism in Eukaryota, Metazoa, Chordata, Mammalia, Diprotodontia, Vombatidae. The transcript is spliced from 7 exons. The coding region runs from base 356 to 2170 and encodes 604 amino acids.